AUGCCUCGUAGCCCAACGUCAAGUGAAGAUGAAAUGGCACAAAGCUUUUCCGACUAUUCUGUUGAAUCUGAAUCAGACAGCUCCAAAGAAGAAACUAUUUAUGACACAAUUAGAGCAACUGCAGAAAAGCCAAGCAGCAGAAUGGAAGACAGUCAGAGCAACACAUUAGUGAUUCGAAUUAUAAUACCUGAUUUGCAGCAAACGAAAUGCAUUAGAUUUAACCCAGAAGCUUCAGUGUGGGUUGCAAAGCAACGGAUUUUGUGCACUUUGAAUCAGAGUUUGAAAGAUGUCCUGAAUUAUGGACUGUUCCAGCCUGCAAGCAAUGGUAGAGAUGGGAAGUUUUUGGAUGAGGAACGACUUCUUAGGGAAUACCCACAGCCAGUGAAUAAAGGAGUUCCUUCACUUGAGUUUCGAUACAAGAAGAGAGUGUACAAACAGUUCAAUCUUGAUGAAAAACAGCUGGCCAAACUUCAUACGAAGGCUAAUUUGAGAAAAUUUAUGGAUCAUGUCCACCAUCUCUCAGUGGAAAAAAUCACAAAGAUGUUGGACCGAGGACUGGACCCAAACUAUCAUGACCUAGAAAGUGGAGAAACACCCCUAACUUUGGCAGUUCAGCUUGACAAUACAGUAGAAGUAAUAAAAGCUCUGAAAAAUGGAGGAGCACAUUUAGACUUCAGAGCCAAAGAUGGAAUGACAGCUCUGCACAAAGCAGCCAGAGCCAAGAACCAAGUAACCCUCAAGACUCUUUUAGAGCUUGGAGCAUCUCCUAACUACAAAGACAGCUGUGGCCUGACACCACUGUACCACACUGCUGUUGUGGGAGGCGAUCCUUACUGCUGUGAACUGUUACUUCACGAACACGCCACAGUCAGUUGCAAAGAUGAAAAUGGAUGGCAAGAAAUUCAUCAGGCUUGCCGAUACGGACAUGUCCAACAUCUAGAGCACCUCCUCUUCUACGGCGCUGAUAUGUGUGCGCAGAACGCCUCGGGAAACACAGCGCUGCACAUCUGUGCCCUGUACAACCAGGAGAGCUGUGCAAGGGUGCUGCUCUUCCGGGGAGCCAACAAGGAGAUUAAGAAUUACAACAGCCAGUCUCCAUUUCAGGUGGCUAUAAUAGCGGGAAAUUUUGAGCUUGCUGAAUAUAUCAAGAAUCACAGGGAAGCUGAUAUUGUGCCCUUUAGGGAGGCUCCCACCUAUUCAAACAGAAGGCGGAGACCCCCAAGCACCUUAGCAGCACCUCGGAUCUUGCUUCGUUCCAACAGCGACAACAAUCUGAACAUCAACAACCUCCCCGAGUGGUCAGCCUCCUCCUCUGCUUCUUCACACCGCAGCCUUUCACCUCAUCUGCUUCAACAGAUGCAGAAUAAUCCUAAUGGAACUGUAAAAACUGUGGGGAGUUACACUCCGUCCUCCCGGAGCCGGUCACCAUCUCUAAACAGGCUGGGAGAGGAUGCCAAACGGCAGCAGCACAGGCACAUCAGUGCCGUUUACAAUCCUAGUGCCAACAAGGAUACUCUGUCUGCCUUGGAUUAUCAGGGUCCAAAACGCAAGCUUUACAGUGCUGUACCUGGAAGACUUUUUAUUGUUGUAAAGCCAUAUCAACCUCAAGGAGAAGGGGAAAUUCAUCUGCACAAAGGAGAGAGAGUCAAAGUUUUAAGCAUUGGUGAAGGUGGAUUCUGGGAAGGCAGCACCCGGGGACAUAUUGGAUGGUUUCCUGCAGAAUGCGUUGAAGAAGUUCAGUGUAAACCAAAUGAAAGCAAACCAGGUAAUCAGAUCGUGUUCCUGUUGAAUCUUAACAAUGACCAAUGUGAAGUGUCUGACCAAGCCAAGAGGCAGCCUAGAUG
Molecule: messenger RNA, 1844 nt
Organism: Cariama cristata (Red-legged seriema)
Lineage: Eukaryota; Metazoa; Chordata; Aves; Cariamiformes; Cariamidae
Product: SH3 and multiple ankyrin repeat domains protein 3-like
Exons: 12
Cellular component (GO): postsynaptic density; postsynaptic membrane; dendritic spine
Molecular function (GO): synaptic receptor adaptor activity; ionotropic glutamate receptor binding
Source: RefSeq, a predicted model, not a curated record